Molecule: messenger RNA, 639 nt
Organism: Penaeus indicus
Lineage: Eukaryota; Metazoa; Arthropoda; Malacostraca; Decapoda; Penaeidae
Exons: 3
Coding region: 1-639 (212 amino acids)
Source: RefSeq, a predicted model, not a curated record
AUGAGGAAACCUUCGAACGACGACCACAUGUGGACCGUCUACACCAAGCAGUUCAGCGUCCCGGCCUGGGCAACGAUUUCCGGAACUGUUCUUGUUCUUGUUGUUUUGUUGUUCCUGACGACUCGCCUCUCCCCCCAACAGCCUUCUUUCAGCUUCCUCGAUUCUGCUACUGUGAUCAUUGGUUUUGUUGCUGGCCAAGUGAUCCUGAUGGGCCUUAUGCUCCAAGUGCUCCUCCUAGCCUAUUACACAAGCGACCUCGUCUCCAGCCUGACAGCGGGUCCUUCUCCUCCUAAGCUAUCGACACUUUACGACAUCUAUCAGAACCCUUCGCUGAAAUUAGGCUUCGAGAAAGGGGCGGCGCCGCAUCUCUACUUCAGUGAAUCGACAGACAACAUCGUCCAAAAGCUCUGGCAGAGAAUCCAGGACAACAACUACGAAACCCUCAUGAACAGCCUGGACGAGGGCAUGCAGCGAGUUCUGAGGGAGCCUUAUCUCCACAUGGGCUGGGGCAUUCCGAUGCGCUAUGGCUACGGGCACGACUGUCGACUGUUCAUGCUGCCUACGUCCUACUUCCACGUGCAGGCUUCCUUUAUGCUGAAGAAGGACUCGCCUCUCGUGCCCGUGUUGAAUAAAGUGUGA